GGUCCAUGUGCUUCUCCCGUGGCCACCCGCCCAGUCCCCCCAGCGGGGGGUCCCCGGAGAGCCGGGGGUCGGGGGCUCUGGCUCUGCCCCGCUCAGGCCGCGUUUGCCCCCAGGUGGAAAGGUGAGAACGUCGCGACGACGGAGGUGGCCGAGGCCCUGGCUGCGCUGGACUCGCUGCAGGAAGUCAAUGUCUACGGGGUCGCCGUGCCAGGGUACGAGGGCCGGGCUGGGAUGGCCGCCAUUGUCCUGCGUCCGGGCUGCGAGCUGGAUGGGGCCCGUCUGUACAGCCACGUGGUGGAGUUCCUGCCCCCCUACGCCCGGCCCCGCUUCCUGAGAGUGCAGGACCAGCUGGCGAUGACACAGACCUUCAAGCAGCACAAGGUGCGUCUGGCCAGCGAGGGCUGCGACCCCACGCGCCUCCCGGACCCGCUGUACCUGCUUGACGACACCUCGGGGGCCUACGUGCCCCUGACCCCGCGGCUCUGGGAGGGUGUCGUCUCGGGGGCUGUCCGGAUAUAACCCCCCCGCCCCACCUGCCUCGGGCUCCCUCCGGUGGGGGUCACCUGGGGAGACUACGAGUCCCAGCAUGCACCACUCAGCACCAUUGCAUGCUGGGAGCUGUAGUCUCUUCUGGGUGCUCAGGGGAGCUGCGCUUCUUGGCCAGGGCUCUGGGGUGCUGCCUGCCCCCGGGGGGGGAAUGGGGCUCAGGUGGCUGCAGGAUUUUUCCCACGUUGCAGCCCCUGGUCCUUCCAGUGCCCCCCCACCCCCUGCGCCCCAUGUUUGUCACCCCCCCACUUCCUGGCCCCCCCUCCCCUGCGCACACCCCACUCCUCUGCCCCAGGGGGCUGGAAGCCGGGAGCUCGGCCCUCUCGUUCUGGCUCACCCCCGGGCCUGUCUCCAGCAGAGCGACGCCCUGGGUGCCGGCUGGGAGCCGUGUCCUCCAUCAUCCCCCCUCCCCACACUCGGGGGCGGCUCCCCCGUCACGGGAUCUCCCUGCCCAGGGCAUUGGGUCACACAGCGGGGGGGGCGCUGGGGGGGGACUCCAGGGAGCUGGAUUCGGAUCCUGGCUCCACCAUGACCUGGGGGGGCCUCGGGCUGGUCCUUAAGCUCCCAGCCAGGCCUCCGGGAGAACGGCCCUGCCUCCCCCCCUCCCGGGUCUGGCUGGGCUGUUCCGAGUGCGAGAUGGGCCCGCAGGGACCGACCCUGGCUGCAGCCUGGACAGUCUGUGUCCGAGGAGUCGCCGGGCGUCCUUUGCCCUUGGGGCCGGGGG
Molecule: messenger RNA, 1270 nt
Organism: Terrapene triunguis (Three-toed box turtle)
Lineage: Eukaryota; Metazoa; Chordata; Testudines; Emydidae
Product: solute carrier family 27 member 3-like
Exons: 3
Cellular component (GO): endoplasmic reticulum
Molecular function (GO): long-chain fatty acid transmembrane transporter activity; long-chain fatty acid-CoA ligase activity
Source: RefSeq, a predicted model, not a curated record